Messenger RNA from Neltuma alba, 1942 nucleotides. Its product is annotated as UPF0481 protein At3g47200. The coding region runs from base 154 to 1671 and encodes 505 amino acids. Lineage: Eukaryota; Viridiplantae; Streptophyta; Magnoliopsida; Fabales; Fabaceae. The record is from RefSeq and is a predicted model, not a curated record. The transcript is spliced from 3 exons.
GAAUUCUCCACGCAGUUAAAGAUCCUCUCUCUCUCUCUCUCUCUCUCUCUAUACAGAGUUAAGGAAAUUGCUCCCUGCAACUCAGAUUUCAGACUGCUCAUCCAACACAACAGACUAUUUUCUGAGAAGAGACUACUUCCAGGUUGGGAUUCGAUGGCAUCUAGUGACCACACAAACGUUUGUGGCUCACCAAAUCCUGCAUAUAAGCUAGUCAAAGACAUUGUGAUCGAUAUAAAAAACGAACCAGAAGAUCACAACACAACCAAGUAUAACAUCUACAGAGUUCCAGGCAAUCUUCGGAAUGUGAAUAAAGAUGCCUACACUCCUCAAUUGGUCUCAAUAGGACCCCUUCACUAUGGCCAAAAAAAGCUAAAUCCAAUGCAAACGCAGAAAUUACGAUACCUUAAUCUCUUCUGGGAUCGUCUCAAGAACAAUAGUGCUGAAGCUAAAAUGGAAAAAUUCAAGAAGUUCCUUGAAGAAAAAGAAGAAGCCAUACAGCUACGUUAUGCAGAAAAACUCAGGGACAAUAUCAGGAAGAAGUUGGUGGAGAUGAUGUUAUUAGAUUCUGUGUUCAUCAUGGAGCUGUUGCUGAGGAUUCAAAAGCAAAAAUCACCAGAAGAAGACAGAACAUAUUCAGAUGAUAUUAUACUGAAACAAUCAUGGCUGAAGAAGAGUAUCCAGAGAGAUUUCCUUCUGCUUGAAAACCAGAUCCCCUUGUUCAUCUUGGUGGAGCUGUACGAUAAUGUUGUUCCUGAGACUGAUAAAAUGCGUCCCACGUUUAUUGAACUUGCCCAUGACUACUUCGAAUGUUUUCAUACUUAUAAAAAAGGCGACUCUUCUUCUACUGGAGAAAGUGGUGGAAGCUCAGAUUUCAAUUGCAAGCCCUCAAAAAAUUGCAAUAUUAAUUCAGUUUCCGGUUUUCAAAAGAAGUCGUCUUCAUCAAGGUUUAAAAAGUUGCGGGAGAACUGGGAAAAUGAUCCACAGCAUUUCACUGAUCUGAUUAGGUCUUUCUACAUUUUUAAGAGUCUUCAUCCUGACGAAAAAGGGUCUCAAUUAACGACUGCAACAAAGUUGCGAGAAGCAGGAGUGAGCUUUGAGAAAGUCAUCAACAGGCCCUUACUUGACAUAAAUUUCCAGAAAAUUCGACCCUUAAGCUGGUUUCUGUGCUUGGGUUGUAUUCCAAAGUUCACUCACUUCAAAGCUCGUUUACAAAUCCCAGAAUUAAAAAUACAAGACUCAACUGAAUGUGUUCUGAGGAAUCUCAUCGCCUUCGAGCAGUGUCAUUACCCAGAUCAACCUUACAUCUGCAACUACGUCGCUUUCAUUGAUUCUCUCAUUCACACCAAAGACGAUGUGGAGUUGUUGGUUGAGAAGGAAGUCAUUGUCCAUGAACUUGGAAGCGACAAGGAAGUUGCAACAUUGGUGAAUAGUCUCUGCAAACAUGUUGUCACAGACAAGACAUGUUAUAGAGGACUUAUAGAUAGUCUGAACAAACAUUACCAGAGACAAUGGAAUCGUUCUAUGGCUGCAUUGAGGUUAGUUUACUUUAGAGAUGCUUGGAGAGCAAGCUCUACUUUGGUCGCAACGGCUGUCCUCGUAUUCACAAUCUUCAACUUCUGUCGAGUUGUUAGAUUGGUCCUCGACCUUGAAGCAGGUGGCCGGCAACCUUAAUUAGUUAUAUAAUGUAGCAUAUAGUAUCUAUAAUUUGAAUUAUAAUUAGGAAACUAAUUAAUGGGUGUGUUUUGUGAUAAAACAACGUGAAAUGAUCUUCCCCUUGGGUCAAGUUUGGUUGCAAAGUCGUCUUCUUGCUCGUGUUUUGUUCAGUGUUUGGCGAAUCUUAGUAAUGCGUGUAUUAUUUGUGGAUGUGUUGUAAGACUUAGCCAUCAUCUAUCUGUGUAAUUUAUAAAUAAAGCAUUCAUGGUGCCACUUUAUUUCUAGGAAA